Molecule: messenger RNA, 660 nt
Organism: Pyricularia oryzae 70-15
Lineage: Eukaryota; Fungi; Ascomycota; Sordariomycetes; Magnaporthales; Pyriculariaceae
Exons: 2
Coding region: 176-355 (59 amino acids)
Source: RefSeq, a predicted model, not a curated record
GCGGGGGAGUUUUUUUUUUUUUUUUUUUUUCUUUCACGAGCUGACAGCCGCUGGCGCUCGUCCCGGCUACCCGUUCACAUUAAUGCCUGCCUAUCUUACCUACCUAGAGUACCUAAGCAGUUUUGAGGUUGGUGGAUGCAUGCAGGUCCUUGUGCAUAUUGUCUACUGUUAAAUAAUGCCCUGGUGUUCAAAUACCGCCAGGGGUCGGCGGUCCCGUCAGCUCCUCGUCACCAAGGCUGUAAAGCAUUUCCACGGGUCGCUUCGGGCGUCAAUCGCGCGGGUUGAACAAGUCCCCUUACCCGAGGUUCCCAGAGCGACGAGAGCUAUCAGCAGUGCAAGCCAGCAGGUAGAGUGAAGGAACAGGUCUGGGCGGGUUUUGUCGCUACAACUUGUGCACAGACGAGACAGGCAAAGUGAAGGAGAGGUGCCGGCUCGGGAGCAAAGUAAACCGAAUAAAGCGCUGCUGGCAGCUGCCAUCAAAUCUUUUUUGGUUAGGUAUGAAAGAUCGUCGAUUCCAGUCUUCGUCUGAUCUUUGGUACUUUUUUUGUCCUCGUUGGGUAAUCAAACAGCGAUGAUCAAUUUCGGACCGGGACUUACCUUGGUCCGGCGCAGCAUACCUUGCAAGCUUGCUAUCUCCAAGAUGACUUUGCACACGUAGCC